AAACAUGGAGUUCAUGAUGUACAAUCGUUAUUCACGACUGAUGAUGACAACGAUGCAUGGAGUCGUUAUAAUAUCAAUAAAAUUAGAUUUCGGAAGAAAAUAUGUAAAGGCAUUCCAAGACCACCAGCAUAUAUAUAUGAACGGGCAAAACGAAUUUUGGAUAUCAACAAUCACAAAGGAUGUUUUACUGCCGAAGAGAUUGAAUUAUUAAAGAAAUUACAGAGGCGUCAUGGUAACAAAUGGGCACUCAUUGGUGCCAAAAUGAAACGACAUAGACAAGCGUUAAGAGAUAAAUUCAAAGAAUUCAAAGAAAACCGAGUCACUGGUCCGUGGACUCGAGAAGAAAGAUCAGCACUCAAGAAUGCAGUGAAAGAAAUAGCUGGGACAGAUGAUUUACACUCGGUCACUAAAAUACCUUGGUUAGAAGUUUCAAAGAAAGUGUCAACCAGAACAGCCAAUCAGUGUCGGAGAGAAUGGGCUCACUUUCUGUGUUGGUCAGAAUCUGACAGGCGAUCUCAUGUUUGGAAAGAAAGUGACAACGCGGUGCUCAUUGAAAGGUACAUUAAAGAACACCAUUGCUAAAAAGCG
Messenger RNA from Saccoglossus kowalevskii, 588 nucleotides. Its product is annotated as cyclin-D-binding Myb-like transcription factor 1. NCBI's taxonomy places the organism in Eukaryota, Metazoa, Hemichordata, Enteropneusta, Harrimaniidae. Gene Ontology annotation, cellular component: nucleolus. Gene Ontology annotation, molecular function: chromatin binding. Gene Ontology annotation, biological process: termination of RNA polymerase I transcription. The record is from RefSeq and is a predicted model, not a curated record.